Colossoma macropomum (tambaqui) is the source of this 8881-nucleotide messenger RNA. It is a transcript of the gene setx, whose product is annotated as senataxin. NCBI's taxonomy places the organism in Eukaryota, Metazoa, Chordata, Actinopteri, Characiformes, Serrasalmidae. Gene Ontology annotation, molecular function: transcription termination site sequence-specific DNA binding; helicase activity. The record is from RefSeq and is a predicted model, not a curated record. Gene Ontology annotation, biological process: termination of RNA polymerase II transcription. Gene Ontology annotation, cellular component: nuclear body.
CCUAUCACCACCACUGUGAACUCUGACUUGGCUGGAUUGUCUUUCGUAAGAGCAGACCGUUAUGAAUGUGGUAGAAUGUGUUUGGUGUUGCCGGCUGUUAUGAAGGCGUGUCUGUGUGUGCAGGUGGUGAUGGAGACGUGUCGGUGGUGUAGGGCAGAAAACGAUGCUGUCCUCACGGCGACCCUGCAGCGCUACUGCACCGGUGGGCUGACACCACGGGACGUACAGGAAGCCGAAACUGACCUCCUCUUAUGCUCAGAGUGCGUGGUGGCAUACCACAAGGCGAGAGAUGGACUACCCUCACUGCACGAGCGUCUCUGGGAGCUGGAGACGACUCGGCUACUCAGAGUUUUCCAGGAAGUGUUGGAGACGGAAAUGGAGGAGGACGACCUGUUCUACGUUGAAAAUGGCGAGGAGCAGCCCGUCAUGAGGUCCACAGAGGAAUUUUGCGACCGGCUCCGACACCCGUUCAUGGAAGUGCUGAAAUUCCCGUACCUGCUGUGCCACCGGGGCCUCUGUGAAACGGUGGUGAGUGUUUUGUGUAAAAUGGACAGUUUGAAGAACCCUCUACAAGCGCUGGAAAAAUAUCAGGGAAUCUACCUGCUCAUGGUACAUCCAAAUGAAACGGUGCGUCGCUGGGCAAUAUCUACUGCUAGGUGGUUGGGCAGGGUGGACAGAGACGGCUAUUAUGAGCUUAAGGAGGUUUUCUCCUGCAUGUUCUAUAUCAUCGAACUGGGAAUCUCUCUGGACUUUCCAGAUGUGGACAACACAUACUGUUCUGGCAAGCUGCAGUGGAUACCCUCACAUCUCUACGACUCCAAAAAUGAGAAGAAUUACUGGCUAGGUAUCUGUAUGUUACUGAUGCAGCUGGACUCCCAGGCAAUGGAUUCGUUGUUUAUGGGCCCAGAAAAACAGGGCAGUAUUCCCCAGUGCAUCAUAAAUACCAUGGCUGAAAGCAGACAAGGGGGAAACAUGGACUCUGAUCCAUUUUGGCCAGCUUUGCACUGCUUCAUGGUCAUUCUAGACCGACUGGGCUCAAAAAUCUGGUGUCAGAUAGAACCAGCAGAUGCCUUCAUAACCAUCACUCAAGCAGCCAGCUACAUAGCUGAAAUUGAAAAUAUCCGUCAGAAAACUUCAGGGACGAUGGUGAAAGAGGAGCCUGAGGAUGAUGACGACAUGAUUUCAUGCAGUCAGAUAGUGUAUGAUUGCUACCCUACAGAGCAAGCAGACAGAUCUUCAGAUUGGUCAUCCAACAGCAGUGAGAACAACAUCAGUGAGAUCUUUGAAGAGAUGGGCUGUCUAGUUAACGUCUUGCAGUCUGAGAUGGGACAAGGCAUGCGUGUCUAUGGUAGCACGUUUCUUUGGUUCAUCCCUUUUGUCCGCUCCGUUAUGGAGCUGGGUGAGCUUGGAAUUGGCUACAUUGAUGAGGUUAUCCACUAUCUGCACAAUAAAGUUAAUAAGGAUGUACUGGCCGGACAAAUGGUCACCUGCGAUAAGGUCACGGAGUUCUUUAUCCGAAUCCUUGUUGAUAUAGUUGAACUGCUCGUCUGUAAGGGUUGUAUGAGAACGCUUUACUAUUGUGCUCCUACAUGGGUGAAGGUGGUAGUGCAAUGUUCUGCACUCGAUGAAACCUGCAGUAACAGAAUCCCAGAUAGGAGGGGUAUGUCUCACAGGGUCACUUCCUUCAAUUUUGGUAGAGGGAACCGAAUAUCUGCAACCGGAGUUGGUGCAAUGAGUCUAGCUUGCAUGAAGCUGAUUCGCUCACUGUUAAGGGAAGGGGAGCGCAUACGCAUGGUCCCCAAAUCUGGCAACUUUCAGGACCUCCUUAACAGGCACUUGCGUGAAAUCCCACCCAGAGUGUGGUGUCUUAGACCGUCAGAAUCUGAAAACCUGCAGAAGUUCCUAACCAAGCUUGUAAAAGCAAUUAUGGAUAGAGUUGCAGUCCCAGCCACUGUUCCUUCUGCUCCGCCAACACCCCCAGCAGAUCCACCAGAAAAUGUAGGAUCUCAUCCAAAUUCCACAUUAAUUGAGCUCAUGCAACAGCCACAAUACAAGGAUGCAGCGGUAGGUACGAGUAGUGCUGAAUCUGCAGUUGAGUUUAUUAAAGAUGAACCACUGUGGGAAUAUGAGAAAGGUCAAGAUGAUUUCUGUGACAACCUUGAAGAUAUUAUUAAGGCAAAGAAGGAACCUAGCAGCCCAGUACAGAUUUCAGAAUUUCAACCUGCUCUAGAUUUGAAUUGCCUGAAGCCAGACUUGGGGAAAAUACAGGAAAUCAGAUCCAGGUUGAAUGACAAUCAGAACCUUUCAAAGAUACAAGCUAUUGCUAGCAGAAGACCUAACAAGAUUGAACAAAAACAAAAUGGAUGCGGUGAUUUAAAAGAGGAGGCACAUGCACCGCAUUUAAGCACCAAUGAUACAACCUCACAACCUACAAUCUCAGACUCUGCCAAGGUACGCAGGCCCUCUAAAAAUAAAUGGGAUGAUGAUGAUGACAACGAAGAUGAACCCCUUGAUGUCCGUAGGAGCCGUCUGAAAAAAUCCCUCGAGUGGUCGUCCAGAGAAUCCGAAGCUGAAGCGAAUGAUGCCAGACAAACAUCGUUGCAGAUUCGUAGUAAUUCAAACUUGACCUCUGACUUGAUCGUCAUUUCAGAUGAUGAAGUUGCUACAAACAAUGUCUUGGAAAAAGACUGUUCUUCAGGCAGUGCAGGCAACCAAGGAACAACUGAACUUUCUUCAGACCCUGAUUUGAAUGAGAGUCCAAGUCGGGCUUAUGAUGCAGAUUUGAGUGAAUCACAGGUAUUUGAGUUUGAAACACAAGACUACGUGGCGUCUGCCUGGGAUGACGCACCUGUUUCUCCAGUCAUGAUCCAGAAGCCCAAAUGUGGCACCAGUUCCAAAGAAUCCCAUAUGGAAGCCAUGACAAGUUGGGUUAGUGAGACUCAGCCGGUCACAGAUGAAGACAUUGAGAAAGCCUGUCAGCAAGUAGAAGAGCAGGUCAGCAAGAGCACGUCAGCAAGAGCAGGUCAGCAAGUAGAAGAGCAGAUCAGUAAAAAGCAGCACCUACAUACUCCAUCUGGCUCAAGCGUGCCUGUGCCGCGCAAGCCCAAUAGUUCUGCUGAAAAGUGGGACAGUUUCGUCCAGCCAAAAUCUUUGCCAUCUCAAAGUCCCACCAAGAAACCUGGUGUGGCUCAUAAAGGUCGGCAUUCCUCAAGCAAAAAAUCUCUUCUUAUUGAACCAUUGGGUCAGAAAAUCAAGAAGCGGCGCAGCUCACUCAACGUUGCAUUACAGGAAACUUCCUCCUCUGUUUCCCCCAAUACAAAUACUUUUUUGACUCCUGCCAUAGUCCCACCAAAGAAGGUACGCAAAGCUGUUGAGCCACAAUCAGUAGCCGAACGUAUGGGGUUAAAAAAGAAGGAGAGGAAAGCAUUUGAUCUCUCUCAGCGCUCCUUGGACACUUUGGGUGAGCUUCGGACCCAUGGCCAAAAAGUGCAUGUGGAACCUCCACAGAAAACCAAAAGGGUCACUCGCAAAAGCAAACCACAACCAAAGCUUACAGGGAAGGGUGGGAAGAAGUUGCUUGCAUCCCAAGACUUGCAGUACUUCAGGCAGAGCCGUGUAAUGCUUCAGAAGUCAAUGCCAACCACUGUUGCACCUCCCAAGCCAGUCAGGAACCCUGUGCCAAAGACUCUUCCCAAACUGAAAUGUGCAGUUGAAAAUGUGGAAGAGCCUGAAGCUGAGGAGGACGAGGAGGAUGAUUAUCAGAGUUUCCUUCCCUGCUCUCAGCCUGAUCCUGCCCGAAGAACUGUCCAGAUGGUCACACAAGCCAAGAGUAGUGCGAUUGAAUUCAGUGGAGCAAAAAGUGUAUCUUUUGAUGUCAAAUGCAGUGAGUCUGGUUUUCAUCAGGACAAUAAAGUUGUUGAUGAAAAUGCUGCUUCCACAGAAGAAUGUACUGAAACAGAAAGGGAAGGUGGUUGUGUUGAUGACGAGUGGAUGUACCUCACACAGAAUGAACCCACAGACAUGGAGUUAUGUUCUCAAAUGGAGCAAAUGGAAGCAUUUGGUGAGAACACGCAACGAGAACCUGUGGACAUGGACAUUGAUGCAGACAACCAGUCAGAUACUUCUGUGAACAGCACAGAUGUGCAGCCUAAGCAUUUAUCUGCCACAAUGUCCCAAAGGGCAUCUUCUGCCACGUCCACUCACAACUCUGUAAAUGACACUGAGAUAUUCUUAAAGCCUAGCAUGCCUCUGUUGCAGAAAAAAGCAAAGCCUUCCACAACAAAAAUAUAUGCAGCCAGUUCCCGCAGUGCCUCUUUGGUUGUAGAGAUGGAGAAAACAGUCAAGCCCCCGCCAGCUGCUAACGUCAUUAAGGCUAAGGUUGCACGUCCAUCACCAGCAAUGCCACCACUGCCAACUCCACCACCAAAAGCUAUACCAAAAGCUGUACCAAAAGCCACACCACAACCUGAAUUUCGCCAACCUCUGCCCCGCCCUCCACAUCCUUCAAACAAGCCACUCAAGUCAGUUGUCCCUCAUAACAUAGCUUCCCAUCCACCUUCCUACAAAACCUACUCCAGACCAGAAGAUCCUGUCUCAGUACCGAGGACAACAGUGGACCAGCCUCAGAGGUAUGACCAAUCCAUUUUGAUACAAGCAAUUCUGAAGUGGGAGUACCGCAUGUUCGAGAACUAUGAAACUUUUGGGACACCCAGCAGCUUGUGUCCAUCACCCCAGGAAGUGCCAACACGGUUCUCUAGCUACGAAGAGUACUUCAAAAUCAUGUACCCACUUCUUCUCAUCAAUGCAUUUGAUGAGAUGGCCAGUGAAUGGCUUAGGAGUGGUAGGAUCGUUCUUGACCUCAAGGUUCAGGGAUUUGAGUACAGCAAUCGCACUGCCACUGCCAGCUUCACAGCAAGCCUGAACUCUCAGCAGGAGAUGAGGCAGUUAUAUCCUAAGGACGACGAUCUGGUCUUGCUGUGGCUGCCGGAGAACACUGGAGCGUAUGCCAACGAUGAAUCUGACUUCCAUGACCUGCAUGCCCAUUUUGGCUGUGUUUCGCGAUCAAAUGUCAUCAGCAAUGGUGGAGGUCAGCCCGCGACGUUAAACCUGACCAUUCAGACGCAGGGGAAUGUGUCAUCCGUCAACACUCAGCCUGUGCGCUGCGAGGUGAUUGGCUCUCUGAUCAGCACGCUGCGGGAGUUCAGAGCACUGUGUUUGCUGCGGAGUGGGAUAAUGGCCCGUCCACAUAUCCUUCUCACUCCACAUGUCUCAGUCUUCACGCCCAGCCAAGAGGGCCUGCCAGACCUCGACAUGCCUGAGUACAAUGUGGACCAGGCGAAGGCAAUCAGGUGUGGUGUUGCCAUGGUGAGGAGGCAGCAGAGGAAUCCAAAAAUAUUGUUAAUUCAUGGCCCUCCAGGAACUGGCAAGAGCAAGGCCAUAGUUGGCCUUCUGCAGAGGCUUUUCUCUGAUCACAAUGAGAAUGCUGCAGUGAACCGCCAGAGUAAGUCCCACAGGAUGAGAGUUCUGCUCUGUGCUCCGUCCAACGCUGCCAUUGACAGCUUGAUGAAGAAGGUCAUCGUCGUCUUCAAAGAGAAGUGCAGGAACAUCCACACUCCGCAAGGGAACUGUGGGGACAUUAAGCUGGUGCGACUGGGCAGUGAGAAGACCAUCUCUAAAGAACUGACAGCCUUCAGCCUCGACAGCCAGACUGCCAAGAAAACACAAAUGCAUGCAGAUUCUGACGUACAGAGGCAAAAGCAAAAACUGGACCAGAUUAUUGAGAAUCUCUCUCGGCAGUGUGCCAGGACUCAGAAACAGUCCCCCGAGUUUAAGCAGUUGAUGGACAGGAAACAGCAAUGUCUGUCAGAGAGAGAGAAACUCAGCCGACAGUCAAAAGAGUUCCGCAGUAAAAGGCAGGAAGUUCAGGCUGGUCUUCUUCGAGAUGCUCACGUCAUCUGCUGCACUCUAAGCACCAGUGGAAGCACCGUCCUCGAGUUUGCCUUCCGUCGCCUCGGACACGAACCCUUCAGCUGCGUCAUCGUCGACGAGGCAGGGCAGGCUAAAGAAACAGAGACCCUAAUUCCUCUGCUCCAUCGAUGCCCCUCCUUCAUUCUGGUGGGUGAUCCUGAGCAGCUCCCGCCCACCGUUGUCUCCCAGAAAGCAAAAGAGCUUGGCUAUGACCAGUCUCUGAUGGCACGGUUAUGUAAGAGCCUUCAUCAGUCGAACCCUUCCCCCAGCAUCUUCCUCAGCAUCCAGUACCGAAUGCACCCCGACAUCUGCGAGUUCCCUUCCAAGUACAUCUACAACAAAAACCUGAAAAAUGACUGUGAGACGGCUCAGAAGCGGUGUUCGUUCAGCUGGCCGUUUGAGCCCUACAGGGUGUUUGAUGUCACCGAUGGAAGAGAGAGCAAAGAAAAAGAUUCGUUCUAUAACGUGAAGGAGGUGAAGCUGGUGCUGAUGCUUCUGAAGCUGAUUGGUGAGAAGCAGGCAGUGCGUGUGGGUGUCAUUACCCCCUAUAAUGCCCAGAAGCAGCGCAUCCUGGAGGCUGUCAACAAGGAGUCGAGCAGAGCAGACAGCAAAUUUCCUCAGGUGGAUGUGGACACGGUGGAUGGGUUCCAGGGCCGAGAGAUGGACUGUGUUAUUGUGUCCUGUGUCAGAGCCAGCAGUGAAGCAGGCUCUAUUGGGUUUGUUGCAAAUCGUCAGAGGAUGAACGUAACAAUCACCAGAGCCAAAUACAGUCUGUUCAUCCUGGGACAUCUCCACACCCUGAGGGAGCAGAGUGGUGAUUGGGGGGCUCUGAUAAAGGACGCAGCAUGUAGAGGUACCAUAAUAAAAACUCAGGAGCGACAUUUCCGUGAGGCCACCACUAAGAUCCUGAAGCCGGACCUGCUCUCUCGCAGCCACUCUCACCCCCCCACAGCUCGACGACAUGGCAACCCCACCUCGCCCCCACAGCCCACACACAUCCCCAUGGAAACGGCCCCUGCCCCUGUCUCCGCCACCCACCUUUCCUUGACCACCAGCGGCCUGAUGGCCCGUACUGACAGGCCCAGAGACCCCCGACUGUCCACUAGGCCUUCAGACCCUCGCUUACAGGAGCCGAUCAGAGACCACAGACAACACAGAGAGAGGCGGAGCCCCGCCAACCAACAGCAGCACCCCCCUGCACCACACCUGCACAGAGACUCCUACCGCCGCAUUUCGGUUCCUCAGCCCCACUCAAGCUCCGCCCACUCCUCUCGAUCGCCGCGGAGACGAAGCCACGAGCGUCACUGUUCUCCCUCACCAAACAGAAGAUAUAAAAGAUAGUCUAAAUAAUUCCUUGGUGUUUUUUUAAUUCAUUAAUAUAUAUAUAUAUUUUUUUUUACAUUAAGAACUUUCCUCCUGUUCUCCAGAACCAUAGUCCACAUUCACAAGAUCUGUUUCUGGAUCAGUUUUCUGACAUUUUCUUGGGUCAGUGAUCCUAUUAAUAGACCUAAAGAGGAAAUCCACUGACUUUCAAAAUCAAUACAUAAUUCAGUCAUUUGAGAUGAAAACAGUCAUUCAGAUGUCUUUACAGUGGUGGUGAUGGGAACCAGGGGUCACCGUGACUACAACACAAAUAUAGCCAUAUAGCCAUUUUAUUUACCAUCUAGAACCACCAGUGAACCUACAUGUGUCUUCUUAGUUUUAUAAGGAAUGUUGAUGAUGGUAAAUCUGAAACAGGUCUUCUGUGGAAAAGCUUGCUGUGAGGGAGCUUUUAGAGGUGGACGCCUGGUUCCUGUCACCACCACUGAGAACAAGUCUGACUCUAGAUUUUCUAGAAUGCAGCAUUUCAUACCAAACCACUCUGAAUGACUGUCACGUUACCUGGCAACAAAAAUCCGGCAUACAUUUUAACGGGUGAACAACCUGUUAAAAUAACAGGAAACUAUUAAACUGAAAAAACUGCUGUGCACUUCUAGCUUUAUUCCCCCCUUUUUUAUGUGGCUCAUGUCCCUUUUGUGGAAGAUCUAAAAAAUUUUAUUGUCAGUAUUUAUUCUGUGAGUGCUCGAUUACAGAAAGGGCUGAUGGAAGGAGUUUUCUCUUUGCUUGUAUGUCAUUUUUAAUAUUUUGAAUUAAUAACUGCUUGACAUGGAGAAGUAGCCAUAGUUUACUUUCAACUGGAAAAGCUAAUGCUGUUUUCUUGAUGUCAUUGAGUUUCUGGGAGGAACUACUUUCUAAAAAAAAAAAAAUAAUUUUUGACUGUGGCAGAAAAACUGUAGAGGUGUCGAUAUUGUACAGUUGGAACAAAAUAUAUUCAUGUUUUCUUUGUUAAUAUUUUAUACUUAUAUUUUUACCGUGCUGUACACAAAGUUUGGUACUGACGCACUUCUGUUUGCUUUAUUUCUUUUCGCCGAUUGUGGACAUGGAGCAGACAAAGCUUCCCUGACUGUAGCUUAAGAGGAAAAUCGCAAACCAAGCUGCUUUUGAUGGUUAUUGAUUGUAAUACAGUGAGGAACCACAAGAGGCUGCUAUAGCUCAAUUAUAAUGAACGUCCUGAAUCAGUCACUCGGGACCAGACAGGCCAGUGAAUCUGCGUCUUCAUAUGGGACCCCCAGGUACUGCAGUGUUUUUCCCCCCUCUAACAUGCCUGUGUGCUGCCAAAUGGUUUGAUGUGUGUGUUAAGAUGUAAAUGGGGUUCCCAGAGACAGUUGCCAAUACAAAUGAGGCACAUUGAUUUUCCUGAGCUACCAUUUUAAUAAUGUGGUUGUUUCUCAUGGUGCCCAGGUUUAGUUUGGUAGUCGAAGAUCUGCAAGAACUAAAUAUCCAUCAGUUCUGUACUAUCAACACCUCUCACACACUGCUCAACACGGCAUACCUGUUGAUGCCUCGGCUGUAAUAAAUUUCCUUGAAUUCCUGA